Molecule: messenger RNA, 712 nt
Organism: Cucumis sativus (cucumber)
Lineage: Eukaryota; Viridiplantae; Streptophyta; Magnoliopsida; Cucurbitales; Cucurbitaceae
Product: stress-associated endoplasmic reticulum protein 2
Exons: 3
Coding region: 207-413 (68 amino acids)
Biological process (GO): endoplasmic reticulum unfolded protein response
Cellular component (GO): endoplasmic reticulum
Source: RefSeq, a predicted model, not a curated record
GACGCAAAAUUCGGGAACCAUAUCAACGCCAUCCACUAAGGCGAACUAUUUAAACCCCAAAUUUGCAAACCGAAGGAUCAAGUCAACAUUCAAUCUCUUUCGAUCAAAGUGGUGACCGGAGGGAAAACUCGCCGGCCGGCCAGGAGGAGGAUCGGUUCACUGCAAUUCUUCUUCAUCUCUCCGGCUACCCAAUUUCUUACGAAAUCAUGACAACAUCAAGGCGUCUUGCAGACCGAAAGGUGGGGAAGUUUGAGAGGAAUAUCACAAAGAGAGGGUCUGUUCCAGAGACCUCCGUUAAGAAGGGGAAGGAGUAUCCUGUUGGGCCCUUGCUGCUUGGAUUCUUCGUAUUUGUUGUCAUCGGAUCAUCUCUCUUCCAGAUAAUCAGGACAGCAACAGGCGGAGGCAUGGCUUGAUUUGAUAUAUAAUCCUCUGAUUUUGAGAUGAUGGUGUUAUUAUUACACGUUACGUUGUGUCCUCCCUUUUCUUAGGCAGUAAGAUGAAACACAAAGGAAAUGUUUUGACUUUUUAUUUUUCUUUUUAAAUGGAAUUGAUUCCGCAGUUGGUUGUUCCUUCUUGUUGUGGGAGAUUUCAAGAAUUUUGACAAUUGUAUUGUUACCACUCUCUUUCUGCUUUCACAUUUCUUGUAACCAUCGACUUUGAUGUCAGACCUUAAAAGAAAAGAAAAGAAAAAAAAAGGUACAUUUCAACUCGA